ACGAAGGGCACCAUGACAGUAGCAGCAGGCAUAGGAUACGCGUUGCUAGCCCUUGGACCUUCUCUCUCUCUGUUCGUCGUUGUAAUCGCCAAGAAACCUUUCUUGAUUCUAACUGUCCUGUCAAGUACAUUGUUAUGGCUAGUGAGCCUGAUUGUUCUUUCGGGAGUGUGGAGGGCAUUUCUUCCCCUGAAAUCGACAACAUGGUGGCCCUAUGGAAUUCUUAUCAUCACAUCUGUUGGUUUUCAGGAAGGUCUUAGGAUUUUAUUCUGGAGGGUUUACAAGAGGUUGGAAGAUAUCUUGGAUGCUUUUGCUGAUAGAAUUUCAAAACCUCGCCUUUAUUUGACAGAUAAGAUGCAAAUUGCUCUUGCUGGAGGUCUGGGUCAUGGUGUGGCCCAUGCUGUCUUUUUCUGUGUUAGCCUCUUAACACCUGCUUUUGGUCCAGCAACCUUUUAUGCUGAUCGGUGCUCAAAGAUACCCUUCUUCCUUGUUUCGGCACUUAUUUCUCUUGGGUUUGUUACCAUCCAUACCUUCUCAAUGGUCAUAGCAUUCAAUGGCUAUGCAGAAGGAAAUAAAACAGAUCAAAUAUUCGUUCCUGUUGUUCAUCUAAUUGCUGGAAUGGUGACACUGAUUAAUCUUGCAUCCGGGGGUUGUGUUGUUGGAAUUCCUAUCCUCUAUUUUGUGGCAGCCUUGACCCUGUUGCAUUGUAGUAAGAUGGUGUGGAGAAGAUUCACAAAAAAUCGAAGCGGACAAGAUUGUUCAUGAGGGCUAUGGCCAUCAAAUCCUGUUAUACAGUCCUCUGCCUCUUUCGUUUGACCUUUGUUGUGCAGCUAAUCUAGGCCUGUAUCAGAGAGAAUUCCUUUGGAAACUCCAUAAAUGUUUUGUUUUGCAUAAGAAAUUUCUUGUGGACAUUAUGCAUCAACUUUCUAGUUUUGGGAUGAAAGAAAGACAAUCUCUGUUGUCCAUUAAAUAUAGUCCUUUCUAUCACACCUCUGCCGUUCAUUGUUGAUCUGAGUGUAAAAGAUUAUUAAAGGUUCUUUGUAGUGAUUUACCAUUCAUUUGCAUUUUGCGAAGUACAAUUGACCAUUAAGAAUGAGAUGAAAUUAGAGCU
Telopea speciosissima is the source of this 1108-nucleotide messenger RNA. Its product is annotated as gamma-secretase subunit APH1-like. Gene Ontology annotation, biological process: protein processing; positive regulation of catalytic activity. Bases 13 to 762 code for a protein of 249 amino acids. Gene Ontology annotation, molecular function: protein-macromolecule adaptor activity. Lineage: Eukaryota; Viridiplantae; Streptophyta; Magnoliopsida; Proteales; Proteaceae. The record is from RefSeq and is a predicted model, not a curated record. Gene Ontology annotation, cellular component: membrane; gamma-secretase complex; endoplasmic reticulum. The transcript is spliced from 6 exons.